Messenger RNA from Mugil cephalus (flathead mullet), 4667 nucleotides. RefSeq names its product PHD finger protein 12b (gene phf12b). Gene Ontology annotation, cellular component: Sin3-type complex; nucleus. Gene Ontology annotation, biological process: negative regulation of transcription by RNA polymerase II. Bases 763 to 3909 code for a protein of 1048 amino acids. The record is from RefSeq and is a predicted model, not a curated record. Lineage: Eukaryota; Metazoa; Chordata; Actinopteri; Mugiliformes; Mugilidae. Gene Ontology annotation, molecular function: protein binding; transcription corepressor activity. The transcript is spliced from 15 exons.
CAAUGGCUGCAACCGAGUACCGAGCACUGCCUGCUCCUGUCGUUGCUCUCUAUGGAUCCUCGUAAUUAUCUAUAUCCGCUCCACCGCGCAUGCGCGUCCGUCGGUUCGCGGUUGCGCCAACUGGUAGAGGAUGUUGCUAGCAGCCAGUGUAGAUGCACAGCCUUUUUCACAACAAUAACAUCAACCAAAUUUCCAUCUUCCCGUACCCGAUUUGAGGAUUGUACCUUCCGAGCGCUGUCGGACACCGAGCUUUGGACCGCGACACGCUGAAACCCCCGUUGUAUCUUUCGGCUUCAUCUCGUGUUGACAAUGGGAGCGGAGAGGUUUGCAGAUUUACAGGGCUCCUCUUUGCAGGAGCAGAAACAAGAAUCAUGGCUGGCCAGCUAGGCCGCAGAUGGAUUUUGCAGCCAAGAGCAACAGCCUAUUGAUACAAAACACUGUACGCAUUCGUGGUACUUGCACGCAACGGCGGUGCUAAGUAGUCUGUGUUUUAGUUAACGCGGUCACCUUUCGUUUUUGUUGUCUUUUUUUGGGGCCAACACCACAAGCUAGUGAGCCCGCUAGCUUCUUCUCAACCUUGACUGGUUGACGUCUCGCCUUCGUAGUUAGCUCCUUUAGCCAGCUAACGAGAGCUAGCGUCGCUUGGCCAGCCACCCACAGGGCAGAGACAUUGGGGGAGAAAUCUUGUUGGAUUCAGCCCCGUUGUUGUUGUGUGCCCCGGGGUAAUUGUGUCGCUAAUUCCUAUCGUGUGUUCCUGGAUGAAUGUGGGACAAAAUGGAGACCCCGACGAUUGUGUACGAUUUGGAUACCUCUGGGGGCUUAAUGGAGCAAAUCCAAACGCUGCUGGCGCCCCCGAAGUCAGAGGAGGUAGAGAAGAGGAGUCGGAAGUUGGUGAGAGACGUCCGGAGGAGCGGCAGGGCCACGAACCACGACACCUGUGAUAGCUGCCGGGAGGGGGGAGACCUCCUGUGCUGCGACCACUGUCCAGCAGCUUUCCACCUCCAAUGCUGCAACCCACCUCUAAGUGAAGAAAUGCUUCCCCCUGGAGAAUGGAUGUGUCAUCGCUGCAAUGUUCGGAAAAAGAAGCGAGAACAGAAGUCCGAACAGACCAAUGGUCUACCUGAGAAGUCCUCGUCUAAACGCCCUGCUUCCCCGCCGGUGGAGCUGGACCUCAGCACUGGUCCUUUACGGCUCGACGGGCUGCCUCCGGGUGCUGGAGCGGCUGGACCUGGUCUCCGGGUGGCCCAGGUACGCCUUUUGGAACGCAGGACCAGCAGCAGACCGAGCAGCCGGCCUGGGACUCCAACUUCCAACACAUCGUCCACCCCGACACCUUCAGAGGAGCAGAACGACGGGGAGGAGGAGGCAGCAGAGCCCGAGGACGAGGUUCAGGGCACAGAGCUCGAAGGUGCUACGCUAUCUGCUCCAACACCACGCCUUCUCAAGAGGCCCUUUCAGCUCCUAAUAGCAGCCGCCAUGGAGAGAAACCCUACACAGUUCCAGUUGCCCAGCGAGCUCACCUGCACCACUGCACUGCCAGGCACCAGUAAACGAAGAAGAAAAGAGGAACUACUAGGAAAACCAUUCAGGAGGCCUCAGCACGAACUGGAUCCCAAUGGUCUGGUCCCUCUUCCAGUCAAAGUUUGCUUUUCAUGCAACAGGAGUUGCAGGUUGGCGCCGUUGAUCCAGUGCGAUUAUUGUCCUCUAUUGUUCCACAUGGACUGUCUGGAUCCUCCACUCACAGCUUUACCUGCCGGCAAAUGGAUGUGUCCAAACCACGUUGAGCACUUAGUGCUGAAUCAGAGGAGUCUUAGCCUGUCCAGCCGCUGUCAGCUGUUUGACCAGUUCCAGGACAGGAUGUCCCAGCACGCUGUCAAGCUAGACUUCCUGCGAAGAGUCCAUCGGCAGAACGCACCCAACCGUCGCACCUCUCACCAGCACAAGAAGACCAUCAAGGUUCCCGAUGCCAUUAAGUCCCAGUACCAGAAUCCUCCCCCCAUGCUGCUACCUGCAGGGGUGCGUCAGUUAGAGCUGGUUUGUAGUGGCGUUCCCAAGCGUCAGCCAUUAAAACACCUCACCACAGAAGCUGAUCAAGAGGAGUGGCUUCAGGACGUCAUCGCACUCCAGUGCAGCAUCAUGCGACACUUAUCCAUCAAGCAGAAGGCCUCAUCCACGGCAUCCACCGUGUCGUCAGCGGAGUGGGACUCUAAGCAGGAUGCGAGCACAAAAUGUUGCAUAACAUCAGAGGAUAUGAAAUCUCAGACCUCUUUAGGAAGGACUUCUUCCCCUGACCCCUGCUCUAAAGCCUGCGGCGCACCCGAUGACCCUCACGGGGACUCUCUUUCCAGGAAUACCCCAGUAGAGCUGGGCGUUUGUAAAUGCAGCAUGACACCAUGUCAGAACUGUAGGAAACCCAACGGACCUCUAGCAGAGGUUCAGCCUCCCAAAGCCAACGGGCCUGUAGACUCUACUGCUGCCUCAGGCUCCUGCAGGCAGGCUGAACUGCAGCAUAGACUGAAGCCCAGUGCAACACCCCCAAACACAGCCUCUGCAAGUUGUCUGGUGAACCACAUAGGAACAGGGACGGUUAAAAGGGAGCCCGAGAGCUCCACGGAGUCCUGCGCUCAGAAAAACUGCCCGGCUGCUCCCACGAUAUGGCCCCACAGCAUUGAGCAGAACCAUCGGAGCCAGGCAGAGCUCCAGGGUGUUUGCAUGAGCAGAGAUGAGAAACCCUCUGACUCCAUUACCAGCAGUUCCCCGACAGAAAAAGCAUCUAAAGGCAAACAGGAGCAGGACUUGACCAAGCUGGGGUCAUCGUCAUCGUCGCCAACUCCAGACAAGAAGUCUGGUCCUGGACUUAUGGACUCAGUACUUCCCAGCACUCUCUCUGCCAUCGCAAACCUGUCCAGCUACAUGAAGGAUGGAAAGGAGGAGGAUGGGGGGAUCGAGCUGGACAAAUUGGAUACAGAGAUGAUCAAGCUCCUGGCCUAUCAAAGGAUCCAGCAGCUCUUCCCCCCAAAAGUGCCCAGCACUCCACCUCCCCCAGCCAUCCCCACUGCCCCCAAAACCCUGUUCCCCGUCCCCGACAAUUUAAAGAAGGUGCAGGCCCGAGCUGUCUUCUAUCCUCUGACAGGAAAAGGAGGAGCUGUUAGCAUGUGCUACAGGACGUUAUACAUAGGAUCUGGUGCUGACAUGGAUGUGUGCCUUACAAACUACGGUCACUGCAACUACAUAUCGGGGAAACACGCCUGCAUAUUCUACGAUGAGAAUACCAAGCAUUACGAGUUGCUCAACUACAGCGAGCACGGCACCACGGUGGACAACGUCCUCUACUCGUGUGACUUCUCCGAGAAGGCCUCGCCGUCUCCGCCCAGUGGCCUCGUGGCGAAGGUCCAAGGCAUCAUCCGUCGCAGCAGGAAGCGCGAGGAGGACGAGGGCCCCGGCUCCGUGGUGAGCGUGUUGCCAGCGGGCGGAGUGAUGAGCAGCCAGGCUCAGGGCGCCGCGGAGCCAACGUGCAGCUGCAAGGCGAGCAGCUCCAGCCUGAUCGGAGGCAGCGGGGCGGGCUGGGAGGGCACGGCCCUGCUCCACCACGGCAGCUACAUCAAACUGGGCUGCCUCCAGUUUAUCUUCAGCAUCACAGAGUUCGCCAGUAAGCAGCCCAAAGAAGAGCAGACUGCCGCUCCUGCUGCCAGCUGCACGAGCGUCACCAGCAGCAGCAGCAUCAGCGUGGCCAGCAGCGCCCCCUCCACCGCCUCCACCACCACCACCACCACCACCACCUCCACCUCCUCCUCCACCCCACCACCUAACACUGCCGCCGUGAGUAGCCCUUCCAGCCAGGAUGAGGCUGACACUGAGACUGUCCCUCCCCACCAAGUGCCCGUACUGCGCUCCAACUCGGUUCCGUAGCCCACACAGGAAGCCCCCAACCUCCCUCUUUUUUUGUUUUGCACCUUCCAAGUCACAAUGAAGGGAAAGCUGCACAGCUGGUUGGUCAACAGGGAAAAAUUUUUUUUUUUUUUUUCAUUUUUAAUGGUUUAUAUCUUUGCAUGAACUUGAAGUAUUAUUGACAAUCUCUUCUGUUUGUGAAUGACUGACAGUAACCUUGUGUUCACUUCAGACCGUUAGGACUUUGGGCAAACGUUAUUUAGCUGUGCUCAAUUUUCUUUUUUCUUUUUUUUUUUCUUUUUGCCAGUGUUUUAGUUAUGUAUGGUGUAACCUCCUUAUGUUGUCAGUCAGCCCAUUUAGCACAAACCUUUUAUUUUGUAGUAUUGAAUUCCAUACAUUGUAAUUUCUUUUGCUGCUUUUGCACCACAGGUAGCUAUAUGUAUGAAAACAUACAUGCUUAUACACUAUGAUAUGUAUAUAUACUGUAUAUAUAUAUAAUUCAGUGCCUCUCAAUUGGAGAAACAUUGGAUUUCAUGUAGAUUUGCCAUUUUUUGGUUUUUAACUGUACAGUUAAUGGAAUUUGUGAUACCGUGUAGAGUUCCAGAAGUUUUGUGAUAAAACUUGUUCUUAGUCUGUACUUUCCGCUGUAGUCCAUCUGUAAAUACCAUAUUGUUUUAGCACUCAUUUUAACAUCUUGUGCUGCUCUGUAUAUAGGCACUCUGUCUGUACUUGCUUGUCUAUUCAAACCUGUAAAUACAGAAAGAUUUUCUAAGAACAAA